AUGGCUGGUAGGGACCACCCCGAGCGAUCGACUGACUACCGCGAUCGAUCAACCGACCGAUAUCGCGGUCUACCGCGCGACUCAACAGACGAUUUUAGGAGAAAUGGAGGAAGGGAGCCCGACAACUUCGUCCCCAGAAGUCAUACUAGUACAACAGGCAAUGCUAGUGGAAGCGAUGGUGAGAAGGGCGUCCCCGGCUUCCAAUUACUAAUGGAGCUCUUUGGCGAAAUGUCGAACACUCGCGGGGAGCUGAUGAAAGCAGAAGCCCGUCUUAGUAGAACUAAGAAGGACCACAAUAUAUCAGCCUCGAGACCGACCGAGUUUGCUUCCUUGGGCCCCCUCAAGCAUAAGGAGCUCCAGAGAGGCGAAGAAGAAAUAGCCCGGCUGCAACGAAAGCUCGUUCUGCUUUACCCCAAGCUUCAGACCGAGCUCAACUCAUACGUGAGAGCGUCGGUGAAUCCUGUUACUCAACCAGACACGCCCACAUCCAUUUGGAACCAAUCAGACCUCGAAAAACGAUUAUCGGAGCUGCACAGAUCGAUAAACACAUUAGGGGAAAGUCGCUUGCAAGCCGAGAUCACGGCGCUGCGGGAGGUCUUCGACGAAGAGAAAGAAAAGAACAAAGCUAUGGCUAAGGAACUUGAGGCUCAAAAGGAAAAAAGUCAGUCUUUGGAGGAGAAGAUCAACCAUCUCGACAGAGUGAUUCGUGCGAUAAAGCCAACGGUGGAGGUACAAGUAUCCUCAGAACUUGACAAACAAAUUAGGCCCAGGAUGACAAGCUUGGAAGACAAUCUCAACGAGGGUCUGUCGAAUAAUGUUGAGGCCACAAAGCAGCUACAAAUACUUGUAGAUGGUCACACGGAACAACUAGCCAAUCUGGCUAGUAAACGUUCAGACAACCUUGUGGCUGGCCCGAGCAGCGUAACAGUCGCUCAAACAGCGGGAUCCAGCGUAACAGCACAACUGGUUCGACUUGAGGAAGACCUUAAAAUCCGGGGACGGGAUAUUGAUUUCAUGAUGAAGAAUAAGAUGGAACCAGCAUUAUCCAAAAUUCGAGACAUUGAGAAGUCUGUGGAACAGUCUAUGCACGAUUCGAAAUUCGCGAAAUCAUUUGUUCAGGUUCAAGCUACUCACAUACAAACUCAAACCCAGCAGAAAUUAUCCAUCUUCGAAAGCACUGCUCGCGACCAGGCCAAGAAGUUGGAGGAAAACUUCUCAACCUUGGAAACCACUACUCGCGAUCAUACCAAGAAGUUGGAGGAGAACCUCUCGAUCUUAGAAAGCACCACUCGUGAUAAGGCCAAGCAGUUAGAGUAUAAAUUCUCAACCUUGAAAAGCACUGUUCAUGACCAGGCCAAGAAGUUAGAGGAAAACUUGUCCUCCUUUGAAACCACCACUCGCAAUCAGACUAAGAAGUUGGAGGAGAACUUCUCAACCCUGGAAAGCGCGGCUCGUGAUCAGGCCAACAAGCAUAGUAAUCUUAACGCUACCGUCACACGCUUGAACUCUGAACUGCAGCUGGCCUUGAAACAGCAGCAAAAACAAACCGACGAUUUGGGACAGAAACUCACCUCUGCCUCAUCCGCCUCCACAGCUCAAGCAUCGGAGCUAUCCUCUCUGCAAUCGUCCCUAAAAAAGCAGCAGAAGAAGAGCGACUCCCUAGAAAAGACUGUUGCUUCCCUCGAGACCAAGAUUGAAUAUCAGCCGCCUCAAGGUUUUGAGAAACUUGCUGCAAAAAUGCAAGAGUAUCCGCCUGCUGCCGAUCUUAAUCGCAUGCUGGCGGACUUUCCAUCAAGCAAAGAUCUCAAAAUGCUCAUCGUCGACACACCAAAGUUAAAGGAGUCUGUGUCAAAAUUGAAAGCAUGCAAGACUCCGCCUCCGCCUCCAUCACUGCCUAACCCCAAUUCUCUAAUGACCGAAGAGACGAUUACGCAGACUGUUAAUUACAAGAUUAAGCAGCUGGACAUUGCCACAAUGAAGGAGAUAAGACAGGUGUUCGAGAGCUUCGCCAAAGACAUGGACAAUCGCCAAGGUCUCACGACAAACUCAAUCACGUCAUUGAACGACCGUAUAUUAAAAGUGAACGAAGGGUUGGAGGAGAGCAAACAGCAGGCGAAAAUGGCCAAAGAGGUUGGCGAGAGCCUGCAAAAACGUUGUAACGAGCAGACCGCUGACCUUAGAAGAGAAUUGGGGGCGUUCGUUGAAAACUUCAACAACCUUCACGCUGGGACAAGAAGGGAGCUUGAAGAUGUCCAGUUUCGGAUGACCUCGGUACAUGACCGGGUGAUAAACUUGAACACUAAGAACUGGUUCGACAAUAUGGCCCAGCACAUCCAAAACUACAUGCCAAACCAUUUCGGCGGGCAACUGAACAGCCUCGAAAUAAGGGUUAGCAACCUUGAAGACCACUGCAACGGCCCGGAGAUUGCCAACAAGAGGCGCAGAAUAGCUAAUGGAAGUGGCAAUGCCCUAGCGAGGAAUGGUACUCUUUAA
Molecule: messenger RNA, 2493 nt
Organism: Fusarium pseudograminearum CS3096
Lineage: Eukaryota; Fungi; Ascomycota; Sordariomycetes; Hypocreales; Nectriaceae
Exons: 1
Coding region: 1-2493 (830 amino acids)
Biological process (GO): telomere maintenance via telomerase; double-strand break repair; chromosome organization involved in meiotic cell cycle
Cellular component (GO): Mre11 complex; condensed nuclear chromosome
Molecular function (GO): double-stranded telomeric DNA binding; G-quadruplex DNA binding; single-stranded telomeric DNA binding
Source: RefSeq, a predicted model, not a curated record